This is a messenger RNA of Ceratosolen solmsi marchali, 1211 nucleotides long. It is a transcript of the gene MSBP, whose product is annotated as membrane steroid binding protein. Lineage: Eukaryota; Metazoa; Arthropoda; Insecta; Hymenoptera; Agaonidae. The record is from RefSeq and is a predicted model, not a curated record. The transcript is spliced from 3 exons. Bases 518 to 1123 code for a protein of 201 amino acids. Gene Ontology annotation, cellular component: endomembrane system; membrane; endoplasmic reticulum.
AAUAUUCAUUUUACCUACGAAAGUGUAUUAAUUAUCAGCUUUCUUCUCUCUUUUAAAUGUUAACAUUAAUAAAAAAGAAUACAUUAACAACAUAGACUGUGAUUUAGUUUCGAUAUCAACACUACUUUCAAAUGUGCAUUUAUUUUUUCGAGUGAAAAAUUUGUGUCAGUGUAUAAGGGUCAUUUUAUAUGAACGAUAAAAGAGCGAACUAGUAAGGAGAGGGAGCAACGAGAAGCGCUCGUGCAUAUAAUACAUACAUAUUUUCACAUAUCUGUAUAGGCGGUUGAUUUAACAGGUGUGGCGGAAAGACGCGUUAUCACGGAGUGGAAACACAAAUUGGUCAAAAAGAUUGUAAUCCCACAUCAUAUACUUGGUGAAUUCAGUCAUCGCGUAACUCUUCGAGUGUUUAAGAGAGCCCCCUAUACGCAUACGUUGUCAGUCGGUUACGGAAUCAAGGAAACUUAGCGAAAACGACGGGAACGUAACGAAUAACGUGAACAUCAUAAGCAGCAGCAAAAUGUCAGAGAAUAACGUGCCGCCGGUCUCCUCGAAAUUAAAGAACCCGAUACCAUUGACUUACUGGGAAUUCAUAUGCAGUUUCUUCAAUGAAAUAAUUAGUAGUCCUAUAAACCUCGCCCUUGUCGCCAUCAUUGCCUGGCUCGUGUACAAAAUAUUUCAAAAUAAGCCUAAACAGGAAGAGCCGGCCCAAGUAAUCAAGGAACUUGCCAAAAUAAAACGCGACUUCACACUUGAAGAGCUCAAAGAGUACAAUGGCACGGGACCCGAUGGUCGCAUACUUGUAGCUGUCAAUGGGAACGUAUACGAUGUGACCAAAGGAGCAAAUUUCUACGGUCCCGAUGGGCCAUAUGCAGCGUUGGGAGGAAGAGAUGCGAGCAGAUGUUUGGCUACAUUUUCAAUUGAUCUAGGUAAAGACGAAUAUGAUGAUCUCAGUGAUUUAAAUACAGAGGACAUGAAUUCAAUUAUAGAAUGGGAAGAACAAUUUAAAGAGAGUUAUGACUAUGUAGGUAAACUUUUACAACCUGGGGAUGCCCACACAAAUUAUUCAGAUGAGGAAGAAGAAGGUAGUCAACAGGAGAAUGAAUCAAAGAUCAAAAAGGAAUGACCAGUCAAGUGCUUGGUGAAGAUGAAAUUUCUAAUGGACAAUGCAUGCACACUAUUGUUACAUGAAAAUACAGAAAUAUUAAUGAGUA